CAUGGGUUUGGGGAUGACGAGAUGAAUAGCAGCGGCUCAGAGUCCUCACCUGCCGUCGCGGCCGCAGCGGCAGCGUCUUCCUCCUCGAACCACAGCAGCAACUCAGUGCCGCGAGGGCUGUCGGCGUCAUCGAAAUGGGCCAAGAUCAUGACGCUGCAGGAGGCCAUGGGAGACCAGGGAGAGGGCACCAUGACGCUCAAGGCCACCACCAACGGCAGACCCAGACUCUUCUACUUUCAUGCACGGUGAGGCUCAUCGAUUGGGCGCGGGUUUGUGAUUGUGAGUCUGUUUCGUGCGUGUGUAUGUGUAUGUGUGUGUGUCAGGGGCCGUGCCGAGAUCAUUCGGCUGAUAUUCGCACAGGCCGAGGUGGAGUAUGACGACGUCAGAUUCAGAGAGCCUCCCCAUGCGAUGGAGGACUUCGAGCGCCUGAAGGGGGAGGGAGAGCUGCCAUUCGACCAAGUGCCCAUUCUCGAAGUCGACGGUGCGUGUGUGGGAGGGAGGGAGGGCGAUUAUUUAUUGGUGGGUGGUGCAUUCAUUCAGGUAUGGUGUUGGCGCAGAGCCAGGCCAUCGUCAGAUACAUCGCCAGAAAGCACGGUGAGGGAUGGCUGGCUGGCUGCAUGAUUUGGUGGGUGCAUGCGUCGACGCAUCCAGACAUACAGAGUGUGUGGCCACUCAUCCAUCAGUCCCAUCGAUUUGUAUUGUUGGACAGGUUUGAUGGGCGGGACCGAACUCGACAACGCAUUCGCAGGUCAGACGGACAGAGACAGACAGACAGACAGACAGCGGCCAGUUCGCUGCAAGCAUCUUCGUUCCAUUUCGAACAGACAUGGUUGCGUGCGGCACCGAGGACCUGAGGUAGAAUGAUGUCUGGCGGACUUGUAUCAGUAUGUGAGUGUGCUCCGUUGUGUCACGCUCAGGCAGAAGUUCACUCAGAUGAUCUUCGCCAAGACAGAACAGGUGCGUGAGAGGUGGCGCAUGCCCCGUGAGAGGCCGAUCUAUUCAUUGGUAUGCGCGUGUGUGUCAGGAGCGGGAGCAGCAGCUGCAGACCUUCUCCAAAGAGGUGCUGCCGAGAUGGGCGCGGUACUUCGAAAAGUAGGCUUGCACUCCGCCUUCAGAUCCAGUGAAGCGAACAUUAUUCCGGCUGUGUCUGUCUUUCUUUCUUGCCUGCAGUUUGCUGUGUCAGCGUGGCGGUGACUGGUUUCUGGGCAGUCGGCUGACCUAUGCUGACCUGGCCGUGUACGACAUGAUGUCGACGAUCACAUGGUCGGUCGGUCGGGCAUGCACAGACAGACAGACAGAGCGACCACACCGUCUGUGUGCGUGAAUUUUUCUGUUGUUGAAGGCGUCUGCCUGAGGCGUUUGGUCCCUUCGAGAGUCUGCGCGCACACGGAGGUGCAUCUAGCACGUCACCAGCACUGCAGCCAUGCGUUGACCGGGGCGUUGGACUUGGUAUGUGUGUGAUUGCGUUCAGCUCGAGUUGAGAAGCUGCCCAACAUAGCCCAUUGGCUGCAGACAAGACCCGACAACCCACUGUGACGCACCCAGCCACCCAGCCACCGACGGAGAUGACAACAGCCGCACUGCGUGCGGGUGGGUGAGGGAAUGAGUGAGGAAAUGGCGGAGGUUUUGUUUGUAGUGUGUGCCGUGCGUGGAUGGAUGGAUGGAUGGGUGUGCGGAUGUACGAGAGCAUUUGGCUGCAUGGCGACAGGCCAGCCAGCGGUGCGGUGCCGUGAGCUGUGGUGAGUUUUGCCCUGUACAUGUAUGGGGUGGUGGGGGUGGUGGUUGGAAUGCUUGAUUGGCGACUGUCUGUCUGUCUGAACAAUGCGACACCACUCAGGACACAAGCCACUCAGGACACAAGCCUGUGUGCUGGAUGCUGAUUCGAUGGGACAUACAUGCAAGAUUGCAGCUUGUUCCUUCGUUUCUGUACACCUGGUUGACGGAGAG
Messenger RNA from Vitrella brassicaformis, 1947 nucleotides. The record is from the annotation of a GenBank genome assembly. Lineage: Eukaryota; Vitrellaceae.